GGGUGAUGAUACGUCCCCAUCCCCAGUGGCUCAACGGAGUGAUUGUUCCAAGGAAUUUUCGCUUGCUUGAAGAAUUGGAACAGGGUCAGAAAGGUGUUGGAGAUGGUACAAUAAGCUGGGGAUUAGAAGAUGACAGUGAUAUGACCCUUACACAUUGGACAGGCAUGAUAAUAGGUCCACCUAGAACACCAUAUGAAAAUAGGAUUUACAGUUUAAAGCUAGAAUGUGGCUCACAGUAUCCAGAAGAACCUCCCAUAUGUAGGUUUCUAACAAAAAUAAAAAUGAAUGGAGUUAGUGAAAGUACUGGUCUGACCAGAUUUUUACCAAAGGUUGAGAAAAAAUCUAUUACUGUGCUCAGUCGUUGGCAGAGAACUUGUUCAAUUAAGACGGUUCUUCAAGAGCUUCGUAGAGCUAUGACAUUGAAAGAAAAUCAAAGACUCAGUCAACCACCAGAGGGCUGUACUUUUUAGAAAGAAUAAACUUUUUGAAAUUCAGUUAUAAUUAGCACUUUGUUGUCCCCAUGCUGCUCUAAACAAAGGGAUAUAUAUACAGAAUCAGGACAUUUUGUAAUAAAGGCUUUGUUUUUUAUCAGUUUAAAUUGUGGACCAGCUUUGAUUCAUUAAUCCAUUAUUUUAUUUUUUAAUUGUGUUCAUAAUUUGAGUUCGAACUAAAAUUUUUACCCAAAGGUUUUACAACAACAUAGAAGAUACAGGCUACAGCAUCUUUUUGGACAAAAUUUUAUGAAGAUGUGAGCUGCUUACUUUUGAAAUUAAGAUCUAUUAAUGUUUUCCAUGGCAGCAGCCUGUCAGAUCUGAGAAAUCAUCAUUUAUAUGACAGAAAACUAUUCUUACUUUUUUCAUAUUUUGCUGUUUUAAUAAAAUUGUUCUAGUGGCAUACUAUUAAAAAGACCAAUGCUUGCUUACUCUCUAUCAAUUUUAUUGUUAACUGUGUUUUAUCUCUCUAUUCAUUUAUUCUGAAACUUAAUUCUUUCAUUAUGAUAGGAAAAACUCUUGAUUAAUUAAACAUUUUAAGUAACCAUGAUAAAUAUACACAGUUUUUCUCCAUCUUUGUUGGUAAGCUUUAAUAUUUAUUUCUUCCAUUGCAAAUAUAAUGGAGAAAUGAGUAUUGGGCAUAUUCAUUAGCUUAUUGCUCAAUUGAUAAAUUAUCAUCAUUUUUCAAAUUGCUCCUUGUCCGUUUUUAGAAACUAGGAAUUUCGGUGAGAAAAAAAAAGUUACUUUUUAAGCAAAAAAUGUGAAAUUUAUGUGAAUUAUUAAGAGCUUCUUCAGUAACAGAUAAAAAUGUGUAUUUAUUUGUAGUUAAAAUAUUAUAUCAGCUGUGUAAAAAGUAUUCCAUUAAAAGUUUCUAUAUUGUGGUUGUUAAAAGUUGUCAUAAGAAAGCUUAUCAUUGUGUACUUGAGACAGCUAUUAUAUGUUAAUAAAAGUCUUACUCUUUAAAUAAUCUA
This is a messenger RNA of Limulus polyphemus (Atlantic horseshoe crab), 1462 nucleotides long. Its product is annotated as ubiquitin-conjugating enzyme E2 variant 2-like. Lineage: Eukaryota; Metazoa; Arthropoda; Merostomata; Xiphosura; Limulidae. Gene Ontology annotation, cellular component: nucleus. The record is from RefSeq and is a predicted model, not a curated record. Gene Ontology annotation, biological process: protein K63-linked ubiquitination; DNA damage tolerance. The coding region runs from base 6 to 470 and encodes 154 amino acids. The transcript is spliced from 5 exons.